Molecule: messenger RNA, 912 nt
Organism: Fusarium verticillioides 7600
Lineage: Eukaryota; Fungi; Ascomycota; Sordariomycetes; Hypocreales; Nectriaceae
Exons: 1
Coding region: 1-912 (303 amino acids)
Source: RefSeq, a predicted model, not a curated record
AUGUGUGGUCAGAACACCGAGCACAAUCCGCAAGGGAUGGGCUUGAUCCACGCUCGGCCAUACGGUGCCAAGAUUCCCAAAGGAGACCAGGUUCUCGUACCAGGGACAUUUGUCCUUAAUCCUGAGCUGGAUACCUUGGAGAUUGAUGGCGUGACCCUGUUUGCGAACUUUGCGAAUGAUGUUUGGGAUCAUGACCCGCGUAAAGUAGGGUUACGUCACGUAGCCUUCUUACAUCCAUACGGGUUUUCGGCUUCCAGUUUUCGUAAUCUUCCUCGUUAUGCCCCUUCAAAAGAGCUGCUGCGGCAAGUCGUGGCUCGGCUUCAAAGUGUCACAUUUAUACACUAUGCUAAUGUCGACAACAUAUUCCACGAAUGUCCCGCUGGAAAUCAGGGCCUAUUGAGCUAUUGCUGUUCGCUUCCUGUUGCAGGGGCUACUGGCAACUUCUCACGCCAGCAAGAUCCACGAGUCAUCGGGCACGAAGUAUUCAAGAAUAUCUUUUUCGACAUUGCCAGCCGCUCAGUGCUCGGACAGCCAUACAAAGAAUGGAUGGGUUUGGCAGAGAGAUUGGGAGUGGCAACGCCAUGUGUCUGCAAAAUUGCUUACACAACCCAUCGAAGCAAAUUGCGGAUCAGUGAUGAAUCUGGCACUGUUACGCAUUUGGAGUGUCAAGGCGCAGGACCGGAACUGCAGCUUCGCGAACGGAGAUAUCCCUCCAAACCACAAAGGUUGUUGCAUCUCGAGGAGGCCACAGGGCAGCUCAAUGGAGGAGUCGAAAUCGCAAUAGGAUUUUGGUCAUUCCCUGUCGAGGCUCUCGAUCAAUUCAGCCGAUCCCAAAACCGUUCCGGCCGUCAACUUUGGUGCUUUUAUGACCUUUCUGCUGCCCAACCCGAGCUGUGCCUGUUCGACCCGUAG